AUAUAUAUAUAUAUAUUUUAGCCUUUGUAUAUCCUUUUUCUACCCCUCAUCAUUAGCUCCGUUACAACCUUUAUGAAAAGUCUCUUUGAUUCUUUAUGUUAAAUUCGAAUAUCUUAAGCAAGGGAAAUUUGAUUGUCAUUCAAACCUAUAGGAUAGUCUUUUGUAACACUACUUGAGCAUUAGCCACUUACACAUACUUAUUUCUUUCAAAGAGCAUAUGUGCAUAUACUCUAUCCUGUGAGGUUGACUUCACUUGAUGUGUUGAAUUUCCGAUUGACUUGGUUGUGUUGGAUUCUUUUGACAUAUUGAGUCGCAUGCGAUUUCCUUUGGUUGUUUCGAAUCUAUGCUUGAGGGCAAGCAUGAUCGAGGUGUGGGGAGAUUUAAUAGUUAAAAAUCAUAUGCAUUUAAAUGUUUAUAUUAUAUGCGAUAUUUGGUUGAUUUUAAUAUGUUUUACCUAAUUUGAGUAUAUAUUGUUUAUUUAUGUCUUUGAAGAGGAAAAUAAUAAAAUUGGUAGAAUUGAAGGUAAAAAAGAGCAAAAAGGCCCAAUGAUUAGAGAAGCUAAUUAACAGGCCCAAAAACUAUUUUGUUACAAAAUUAGGGCAAAAAUAAAAGAAAGAACAAAGGGGAGGCACCACUUCCUAGGCAGAAAGGAGAACACAAUGCAGAACAAUCCCGGAGAGAAAUCGCGCAAUAGCAAGAAGGAGAGAUUUUUCCAAGGAGAUUUCGAGUUCUUCCCCGUCAGUCCGAUCAAUCUCAGACGAUGUUUAUUUUUGUUAUCUUUGUUCUUCUUCCCGUGACUAGCGAGUUGAUUACUUUCUUAGUUUAGGAGUGAAAGAAACAACUUGGUAUGAAUUUGAGAGAUUAGACUUAGUUUUGAUUUUAUAUUAAUUAUUGGUUCCUAAGUAUUUUUAUGAUUUUUGAUUUUAAUGUUUAAUGAUCUUUGAUUUAGUUGGGUAUUAUGGCCAGGCAUUUCAAUUAGAUUAAAGAUUGAAUGUUAGACUAAAUUAGGCGUCCCUAAUUGCGUUUUAAUUUGGUUCAAGUAGCAACUAGUGGCAGACACCAUUGGAAAAUCAUGGAAUCAAUUUCAAACAAUUUGCAAGGCAGUUAUACUAGUAAAUUCUUUGUGGCGUUAUUAGGGUUCUAAUCUAAUUAGGAAGCAGUUAACGGGCGUACCUUGAAUGUUGAAUAAGCAAGGAAGAGUUGAUUAUUAGGCGCGUGUCGGUAACUAUAAAUAAUUUAUUUAGAAACCAAUUAAAUAAAAUAUUUAUCGAUGAUCAAAUCCACUAUCUAAUUUGUCAAUUUCAUUCCUAAACUGGAAUUUUUUUCAUUGAAUUUAUUUAUUAGCUGUAGAUUUUUAGUUUGUUAUUUUUAUUUUCAAUUUCCAAAUCCCCUCUUCUAUUAUAUCUAUAUAUCAAACAACCGAGAAUAAAAUCUUUUUGAUUCCCUGAGGAGACGACCCUACUUCAUCUAUAUUACGUUAUUUUUAUUGUGGAAAUCGGUUUAUUUUAUUUAAAUUUUGCAACGUGUGACAAACGCCUAUCAUAGAAUUUAAGUGGAUCAAUUAGACUACUGAUGUUAACAAUAUUAACAUUGCUUUUUGGGACUCCACUCAAAAGAACUCUAAAGUUAGUUGAGUAGAAAUAAGUAUAAUUUACAUUAACUGAUUAGACUACUGAUGUCAAUAAUAUUCUUAUUCCUUUUCGAGAGUCCACUUAAAAGAACUCUAGAGUUAAGUGUGCUUGCUCUAGAAAAAUUUUAGGAUUGGUAACCCUUGUGAAGUUUCUUUGGGUGCGUGUGAAUGGGGACAAAAUACGUUGGAAAAAUUUGUAUUGACUUGUAGAAUCUAUCUAUGAUCCCGAAAAACCUGGCUUGCGUGGCUUGUGGUCCGGAAUGUUAUAGUUGAUAUUAGUUUUGGGGUGUUUAGUUAAUAUAGAAGCCAACCGACAAUCGCCCAUAGUCGAUGACCGGUCUAUUGAGAGGUAGCGGUUUAUGGAUCCUUGGAAAGCAAUAUAGACGUUGCAUUCUUAAGUAGAAAAGUAUAUGAUUCCCCCGCAUUUUGAGUUGAUAUGAGUAGAGUUUAAGUGGAUCGAUUUAAUUAAUUGGACUCUUCAUCUAAAAAAUAUGUACAUUUCUUUUUUGGGAGACCAAUUGAAAGAACUCUAGAUUUAUUUGUGCUUGCUCUAGGGAAAUUUCUGGAUAAGGUGACCUCCUAAAAAGUCUCAUAGGGUGCAUAUGAGUGAGGACAAAGUGCACUGGAAGUACUCGUGUGACUUAUAAAGUUAGUCUACGAUCCUGACACACCAGCUUGCGUCAAUUCCAGGCCGGGGUGUUACACCCUAUAAACAAGUCAAUUCUAAUUCAGUUCAAUUCGAAGUCUAGCCUAUUGGAUGGCGAGUGGCACAAACACAUGCUUGGCUUUUCAUUCCAAACACUAAUAUCAAGUUAAAUAUAAAUGACUUUAUUUAAUAUCAAAGCCCAAUUUAUUAUAAUUCAAUCAAUUGAAUUUUUCUUAGAACAUUACAUUAAUCGGUUUUGAAAAAUACAAAUUUAAUUAAAUUUUCAACAAUUUGUAAAAUUUUUAACUAAUUACCAAUAUAAAAUCCUAACAGAAAAGUAAACACGAGUUGUUACUAGGCAUUUUGGCACAUUCAAGCAUAAGAUUGGUUAAGAACUCUGCAAAACUGUUAGUAAAACAUGUUCAGUGCUUCCAAUUAUAGUUCCCUUUAAGAAAAAGUGAAAAAAUCAAGAUCAAUAUUACCAGGUGUGUUGUGUUUGGAGUUUGUUCAUUUUUCAUCUUUGCAUUUUCUUGGCUUUAAAUUAAAUUGAUUGGUUUUGUAUUUUGGAUACAGUUGACCAUGCAUUCGCAUUUUCAGCUAUAAUCUUGUUGGCAUCACCCAUGUCCAAGAAACUUAACUCGUAUCUCGUUAUCAUGUUCAACAAUUGCUAAAACAUUGCAAAAACAUUAAGGGCAAGUGUAGCAAAAACGUAGUGUGUGUGGAAAAAGAAGGCAAUUAGGGGACAUCAAUUGUCUACGUUAUACGAGGUUCUUGCUUUUGUAAUUUACACAAUGUGUAUAUAUAGGCCUAUGUAUGGUUGGAAUUUGGCACUUAAAUUUCAUUUAUGUGUUGUUUGCUAUUUUCGGCUUAAGAAUAUAGAGUUUCACAUUUUGUGAUUCUCAUUGUUUUGUGAAAUUUAUGGCAUUUGUCAGUUUAUAUUAUGUAAGGUAUGUUCAAUUUGUGUAAUGGAAUCAGAAUUGUCUAGGAUUAUGCCAAAAUAUUAUACCUCGACACAUCAUUUAUGCUAUUAAUUAGACACAGACGUUGUUUAAUAGAUGUCUAAUAUUUUUACCUACUUUUUUGUGCUUUUAAAGGCGUGUCUGCGCUUUCUAACGAUUUGCAUUUAUACAAUGCAUUUUUGCCACCCUCUGCUUUUUAUUUGAGAACUUAAACCCUAAUAAGAAUCCGGAGGCUAUUUAUAAUACCGCAUUUUCUCUUAACGAAUUCGUAAAAUUGCGACUAGAAUUGAAGGUUUUCGUCGUCGCAUUUACCUCUAUAGGUAUGUUUCUAGUCUCUCUGGACUAUAUCGCUUUGUGCUGCUAAAUUGUUUUGCCCCCGCAUAUUUGAAUAAAUUUUUCUCGAUCUAUUGUUUGAUUUUAUUGCCUUCUUUGUCUGAAUAUAUCCUUUGUUUCUAGAUCCAUGCUUUUGUAUAGAUCUAAGUGGAAUUUCUUAAAUUGAUGUAGCGAGUGUUGUUGUUAGGAUAUUGUGAUUUUACGGUAGAUUGGGCAGAUCUAUAAAUAUAUCUAAAUUAUUCUUUUCUUUCUUUCUUCAUCUCGGAAAUAUUUUUUGAUUUCUCAAAAGGUGAUGGGUUUACUUUGAAUGGUUUGUUUCUUGAAAUAAUAUCGCACUUAUGGAUUAUGAAUAUAGUGCUAUUGACAGUUAUAUGUCCUGUCCCAUGCCUUGGGUACUUUAGAGUUUCAAUGAACUAUGAAACUAUGUCUAUUUCUAGUUGGUGGAAGUAGUUAUUACGGGCUUAGACAUCUUGGUAAAGAGGUUCUUUCAAGUCAUGCAAAUUUUACAAUAGGUAUAUUGCUGAUGUAAAGCUCAACACUUAAAAGAGCAUAAGAUUUAAAUAUUAUUGUAGUAGCAUAGAAGCAAGAAUAAUAUCAAGUGUUUUUAAUUUGUUCGCUCUUUCUGCAUUCUUCAAUGUCUUUGUACUCAUUGGUCCUAACUUUUUCUUCCAUGAAUUUUAAGAGAAUCUAUUUAACUUUCAGAUUAAGAUACGGUAACCAAAGAUGGCCUGUAGCAGCAAAGCGCAUAAUGAGUUCUCCGUACCACAUAGUAUACAAUCAGAUUCAUCUGAAGUAAUCCGCUUUAUUGUAGUGCCGACUCCUGACUUCUCUCAAGCACUGAACAUUCCAUCUGCAAUUGCUCCAAUACUGGAUCACUUGUUGGGUCAAGAGAUUGAAUUUGAGGAUAUAUGCAGGGAGAAAUGGACUGUGACUUUUUCGUAUGCUGGAAAUGUACUAUCAGUUGUAAAGGGUUGGAACAAUUUUUAUAGAGACCAUGAUCUUGGUGAAGCAUGUGCCUUGGCAUUUAGCUACAUAAAAGGCAGUCAUUUUUAUGUUGCGAUAUAUGAUCGGAGUGCGUGUGAAAGAACUAAGUUUAACUAUGAAAUGCCUCGGGUGAAAAAUCAUGGGAGCCAACAUGUGGAUGUUCAGAGGCUUUCUGAAAUGGAGUUACCUCACCAAACACAAUCUUUGGGGAAAUCUGAAGGAAAUAGAGACCCUGUUUCGAAAAUUCAGUGUGGUAAAAGAAAAGGAAAAGAGCCUAUUAUAAGAAAUAAACAUCAUUCUAAAACUCUCGACGCAGGGGCCUCAUCUGAUGAUGCCAAUGCCUCCUCCACCACAGCGAACCCUGAUAAUAUAAAGAUGCCUUAUGGUAAAAGAAAAGGAAAAGAGCCCAUUAUAAGAAAUAAACAUUGUUCUAAAAAUCUCGACACAGGGGCCCCAUCUGCUAGUGUCAAUGCCUCCCCCACAAGAGCGAACCCUGAUAAUAUAAAGAUGCCUUCUGGUAAAAGAAAAGGAAAGGAACCCAUUAUAAGAAAUAAACAUCGUUCUAAAAAUCUCGACGCAGGCGCCCCAUCUGCUGGUGCCAAUGCCUCCUCCACGAGAGCGAACCCUGAUGAUAUAAAGAUGCCUUAUGGGUUGGAGAAAAUCAAUAAGAGAAAGCGGGUUGGAGUCCUGAAGGGGAAACACUGCAAGCCUGUUGUGCUUGUAAGUCACCCGAGCGAAGGAGAUGGUCCCUCAGAACCAACCGGGCAUGCCAGAGAGGAUAUGGAUAGUGCAAUGGAGGAUGGAACAAUAGCGGAAGAUUCUUCUCCAGGGUUUUAAUGUUGGAAACCUGAUGUUGCAUGCUUACAAUAAUUGAGAAUUUUCAUACAAGAUCCGAUCAUGAAAAUCUCCUAUUAGUCCUCUCGUGCUUUCUAAAUAAUGGAGUACUUUUUUGGUAUACAUGGUCACUUGUUAUGCAUUGCUUGGUUAUUAUGUUGGAAUAGGAAUUGAGCCAUAUUGUUCAGAUGGGAUCCGGUGGAUUAGAGUUGGUAUGAUCGCAUCCAAAUUGAGCUAUAUAU
Molecule: messenger RNA, 5628 nt
Organism: Andrographis paniculata
Lineage: Eukaryota; Viridiplantae; Streptophyta; Magnoliopsida; Lamiales; Acanthaceae
Exons: 6
Coding region: 4292-5389 (365 amino acids)
Molecular function (GO): DNA binding
Source: RefSeq, a predicted model, not a curated record